UUGGGUCGGGUUAUAUAAGAGAUACAAAAAUGCCCUAAUCGACACGAGUCCUUACGCUAUAGUCUCUCUCUCUCUCUUAGAUUGACGAGGAAACCCUAGGAGCCCUUGAACAUGUCUGGUACGUACAGCUACGAAGGCGACGGAUCUGCUCCACCGCCUGUUGGCGGAGGCUACGGAGGCAGCGGCGACGGUGGAUAUGGUGGUGGCGCUGGAGGAUACGGAGGCGGUGGUGGUGGUUAUGGAGGUAGAGGCGGUGGUGGAGGCUAUGGCGGUCGAGGUGGCGGUGGCAGCAGAGGAGGAGGUGGAGGAUAUGGUGGUAAUUCACAGGAUCGAGGUGGCGGUGGUGGAUAUCAAGGAGGAGACCGUGGUGGUCGCGGUAGAGAUGGUGGUCGAGGAGGGGGUCGCGGCGGAGGAAGCGGCAGAGAAGGCGAUUGGCGCUGCCCUAACCCUGGCUGUGGCAAUUUGAAUUUCGCAAGAAGAGUUGAAUGUAACAAAUGUGGUGAAGCUGCUCCUGCCGGUGCUGUUGACCGUGGCAGCAGUGGCGGUGGCAAUUACAACAGAGGUGGAAGUGACCGGCAAUAUGGCAAUAAUCGAGGGGAUAGAAGCAGUAAUUAUGAUAGUGGAAGCGGUGGAGGCGGUAGAGGUGGUAAUUAUGACAGUGGAAGCGGUGGAGGCGGUAGAGGUGGUAAUUAUGAAAGUGGAAGCAGUGGAGGCGGUAGAGGGCGUAAUUAUGAUAGUAAAGGAAGAGAUAAUGGGGGUUUCGGUCAGGGUCCUCCAGUUGCUCCCUCAUCUUAUGGGGGGGCUGGUGGCAACUACCCACCUCCUCCUAACGCAUAUGGUGGCAAUCCUAAUUAUGCAACCGAUAGCGUUCCUCCACCAACAAGCUAUACUGGUGGACCUACUUCAUAUCCUCCAUCAUAUGGUGCUCCGGCUGGUUAUGGUGGUGAUGCUCCACCCGAUGCUCGUGGUGGUGGUCGGAGUGGCCCAACAGGUGGUUAUGAUGGUGGGUACGGCGGUGGGGCACGAAACCCUGUGGGUGGUUAUAGUAGUGUCCCUGCAGAGGAUCCAGUAAAGGUGACGCAAUGUGAUGAGAAUUGUGGAGAUACAUGCGACAACUCUAGAAUUUACAUCUCAAAUUUGCCUCCAGAUGUGACUACUGAAGAAUUGAGGGAACUCUUUGGUGGCAUCGGACAAGUUGCCAGAAUCAAGCAGAAGCGAGGCUAUAAGGACCAAUGGCCCUAUAACAUAAAAAUAUACACAGAUGAGCAGGGAAACAAUAAAGGAGAUGCAGUUUUGUCUUACGAAGAUCCAUCUGCAGCACAUUCUGCUGGCGGUUUCUAUAACAAUCAUGACUUUAGAGGGUAUACAAUCACUGUUGCGAUGGCCGAGAAGUCUGCUCCAAAGGCACCUCCUGCAUACAACUCUAGGGGCGGUGGUAGAGGUGGCUAUGGUGGUGGUGGUGGACGUAGAGAUAAUUACAGAGACGGUGGAGGUUCCGGCCCAGAUAGGCAUUAUCAUAGCGGAAACCGUUCACGGCCAUAUUGAAGUUUAGCUGAGCAAUUUAUGUACUAAAAUAUUGUGGUCGGAGUGAUUUUAUUAUGUUCCGUUCGCCAGAUUGUUCUCAAACUGGAGACUUAAGAGAGGCAAGUGGAUAGUCUCCAAAUUGCUGCUAAGGUAGGUUGAAAUUUUCAGGUGAGUGUACCAUUUCCAAUUGCAUUUUUUUAAUGCUAGCUCGGGCUGAGUGUGACACA
This is a messenger RNA of Ilex paraguariensis (yerba mate), 1751 nucleotides long. NCBI's taxonomy places the organism in Eukaryota, Viridiplantae, Streptophyta, Magnoliopsida, Aquifoliales, Aquifoliaceae. The record is from the annotation of a GenBank genome assembly.